UGCUGCUAUAGUGAAGCACUUAUAUGGAAGAAAACAGCUUGGAUUCUAGAGCAAAAUAAAUGUCUGUGUUAUUCAAUGAUGUUGAGAAAUGAGAAUGAUAACUAUUUGUGGUAACGUGUCAGAUCGUACGACUUCUAGAAAAUAGUUUCAUAUUUAUUGGAGAGGAGGUGGUAGCGGAUAAAAUCCUAUUGUCUGCGCAUUGCACAUUCUUAACUAUGGCGAAAAAGUCAACUACGAUACAUCUAUGGACUAUUUUACUUUCUACCAGUGUUGGCAUCAUUUGGGGGAAUCUGGCCAGUGCUGAGCGUCAUGGGAGUCCCUAUGUUUACCGUGUCUCUGGAGGACGUGGCCGUGGCGGGGUCUCCCCCCACAUGCCAGGACGUCAGGGUCGGUCCUCCCAGCCCACUGUAUCCCCCGAGACCUUCAUCGUACCAGCCCAUGCCCCGAGGGUCCACCUCAGCCAGGACCACAUCAGGAAGCUGAGGUUCAAGUCUACGGUGGGUUCGGUGCACCUAUCCGAGGGCCACGAGGCAAAGUUCAACUGCUCCAUCGACAUCCCUGACGCCAACCUGGACCUCACCGUGCUGUGGUGGAAGAACAACAUGGAGCUGGCUGAAAACCUGCAGGUGGUCAUCAACGAACUACAGACUGUCACACACGGGGUCAUGACCCUGCUGUCCACCGUCAGCAUAACUCAUGUCCAGAGAGCUGACUCUGGGGACUACCGCUGUAGACUGAGAGUCAGUGACAUAGAGAUAGAGUCCCAGCCUAUCAUUAUCCAGGUCGAAGGUCUACCAACAUUCACCAGACAGCCUGAUGACAAGAACGUAACUCGUAACAGCCCCUUUAACCUGUCGUGUGAAGCGGUGGGUCCCCCGAAUCCUAUCAGGAUCCACUGGCUACGCAACGGAGUGCGUGUGAUAGGGUACAUGACCUCCUCCCCCAGCAACUACACUGUACCAGGUGUGGACAAGUACACCCAGUUCAGCUGUGAGGCCCACAACCAGAAAGGUGUCACUACUUCCAGGGAAGCUAACGUCAACAUUAAAGUGCUUCCAGCUCCUGUCUCUGAGGUCACAGUGAUACAACGUGAAUCUAACAAACUAGUUCUGAGAUGGACCCCUGGACACGAUGGAUUCUCCCCACUCACUACUUGCCAGAUCAGGGUGAAAGAGGUGAGCCGAAGGAGAGGAGAGGUCAGGCUGGCUAGGAUAAUCAACACUACAGCUCCUCCGUUCCAGAGUGAUGUCCCGGGGUUACAGGCCAUGACCUGGUACAACAUGAGCGUCUCCUGUAGCAACGAGCUUGGCCAUUCACCAGUCAGUACCUGGGUCCAGAGCAACACUACAGAAGGAGUACCGUCAGUCUACCCCCGUAACGUGACUGUUAUGCUAAACGAGUCACUGCUGGUGAUCCGAUGGAAGGACCCGCCCCAGGACAGGGUCAAUGGAAUCCUCACGGGUUAUGAUGUCAUCGUCACGUAUGGGACUCGGGUCAACAAGAUCCGCAGCUCCUCCAACACUGCUGCGGUGGCCCUACAGGAGUUUAACACUACAUACAGUGUUCAGGUAGCUGCCUGUACUCAGACUGGGUGUGGCAUGCUCAGUCCACCGGUCGGGAUCUUCAUACCAGAGAACAAUUGGCCCCUGUCUCCCUCCUCCAGUCCAGACACCAUGGGAUCAGACUCUGUGUAUAUCAUACUGGGGGUGGUAUGUGGCUUCUGUCUCCUGCUGCUAGUACUCUGGGCUGCUAUCUGCAUGAGAAACAGGAUACUAGACACACGCUUUGGUCAGAUGUUUGGAAGUGGAGAGAAGCUUCAACCCAUCGUUCAGUACAGGCCACAGAAGUCAUACAACCGAUCAGCCAUUGAAAUUACACUAGGUAACCUGGGUGUGAGUGAUGAGCUCCAAGCCAAACUACAGGACUUCAUGAUUAUGAGAAAUCUGCUUUCCAUCGGGAAGGUUCUGGGAGAGGGUGAAUUUGGCUCUGUGGUGGAGGGACAUCUGAAACAACUGGACGGAACAUCUGAGAAAGUGGCUGUGAAGACCAUGAAAUUGGAUAACUUCUCCCAGAGGGAGAUAGAGGAGUUCCUGAAUGAGGCUGCCUGCAUGAAGGACUUUGACCACCCUAAUGUCAUCAGGCUGCUAGGUGUUUGUCUGGAGGCGGGGUCUGGUCACUUCCCCAAGCCCAUGGUGAUCCUGCCCUUCAUGAGAUAUGGAGACCUCCAUAGCUUCCUGCUGCGCUCACGCCUCGGAAACAGUCCACUGUUCCUGCCCACUCAGACACUCCUAAAGUUUAUGAUUGACAUCGCCAUGGGGAUGGAAUACCUCAGUGGGCGUAACUUCCUCCACCGUGACUUGGCUGCACGCAACUGCAUGCUGCGUGAUGACAUGACGGUGUGUGUGGCAGACUUCGGCUUGUCUAAGAAGAUCUACAGUGGUGAUUACUACAGACAGGGCAGGAUAGCCAAGAUGCCUGUGAAAUGGAUUGCGGUGGAGAGUCUGGCGGACAGAGUAUUCACUGUGAAGAGUGACGUGUGGGCAUUUGGUGUGACCAUGUGGGAGAUAGCGACACGGGGCAUGACACCGUACCCUGGUAUCCAGAACCAUGAGAUUUAUGAUUACCUACUUUUGGGCCACAGGCUGAAGCAGCCAACAGACUGCUUAGAUGAACUGUACGAGAUCAUGUACAGCUGUUGGCGUGCUGACCUCCUGGACCGCCCCGUCUUCACUCAGGUUAGAGAACUGUUGGAGAAGCUGACAGAGAAACUUCCGGAGGCUACUACCAGCAAAGAGGACAUCAUCUACAUCAACACCAGUUUCCCUGAGGAGGAUCAGCCCGGUGCUUGUGCAGACUCCCACCUGGAUUUGCCGCUUUUUAGCUCCUCCCCGUCCUGCAGUCAUAGAAACGAAUUCAGCCCCUCCCCUUCCUGUAGCGACCAGUUCAGCUCUUCUUCGUCCUGCAGUAACAGUCGCCAGAGACGAGACAACCGAGAUCUGGUAACAGCAGUCAUCCACGUGAAUAUGGAGGAAAAGGAGGAGGAAGAUGAUCGUUACGUUGUUGUCAUCUCUAAUGCCAAUAGGAGUUGGGACCCCGCUGUCACCAUGACAACAGCAGCUGUGGACAGUGACACUCCCCUGUUGGCUCGGGAGGGCUUGGGUGGGGUUUUGGGGGGAGCUACUCGUGACUCAGUGGGUGAUGUCACUGGGAUGGAUCAGCACGCGAGUGACACAAUGCUGUUGCUCUGAUAGGCAUGGAACGUUGGGACUAGAAAUCCAGUCAUCUGAAACCAGACAAAGAAAAGCUCUCCCCCAGCGGUCAUGUCUGAUGAUAAUACACAUCCUUCUUGUCUGCACUCUGGACUGUUGAGGACAUAAUAUAGGUAUUGUAAAGACCCUGCCGUUGAUAAGCAUGAUGACCACUCACCCAAGGGAACUAGCUUUCUUGGAGCAGCGGUAACGUUUCUGGAUCUGGACCCUAUGAUACUGGGUGCAAAUCACGCCUCGGAAUCUCGUGUGCUACUCCCUCAUUUUGUUACAGUUUGAACGUAUGGUACUGUGUGGAUCAUGAGCACAUAGGCCUUCUGCUUGGUGCAGCAUGUUGCAACACUUCCAAGUUGUUUCACCAAGGAUCUGCCCAGUGUCUAUAGCAAUAUAAUCCCUAUUUCUAUGAUCCUGUCUUGUGGCAUUAUUAAAAUAGUGUUAUUACCUUGUCCAUUCCCCAAUGCUUUGCAUUGAAAUAAUUAUGACCAGUUUUCCAGUGGAUGUUUAUACCUCAAAUGGUUACCACUAGCUAUCAGUGUUAAUGCAAGAGAUGUACAUAAGAGACGCUACAUUUGCACAUCUCUCUUAUAGUAUAUUUCCAAUUAAAUAAGCUCUGCUAAAAAUUGAAGUCAGUGUAUCCCUAGCAGAUAUUGAAAGCUGUGAACAAGGCACAAUUACGGCCAACCACUGUUGUAAGUCAGUAGUACACUCCCAUUACAAUCAGAGGCCAUCUAAAGCAUUUAAACUGUACGUAAUUUUAAGAAUUCCUUUUAUAUAUUGAAGAAUUUUUGAAGUGGCAAUGUGUAUAGGAACUUGACAUGAUAUGUGUAUAUAGAGUAUUGUGUACAUAUGAUGUCGAUGGACUGAAAUAAAAAAAGUUAUUUUGUAUCUCGGAGGACCUUGUAUACAGCCUUGAGGUACUCCACCAUGGUUAGGCAGUGGACCCUGGAAUGUCCACAAUAUCUAAUAGUUUAUUUUACAGAUUUUAAUAGAAGUUCAACUUUUGUUAAAUAUAAAUAUAGUCAAUGUUGAUAUUGACUGAAUUGUUAAAGAGACUUGCAGGAUUUUUUUCAUGAUGCAAUAAAUGUUUGCAAAUUAAAAAAA
Oncorhynchus masou masou (cherry salmon) is the source of this 4367-nucleotide messenger RNA. It is a transcript of the gene mertka, whose product is annotated as c-mer proto-oncogene tyrosine kinase a. The transcript is spliced from 21 exons. Gene Ontology annotation, biological process: protein phosphorylation; multicellular organism development; positive regulation of kinase activity. Gene Ontology annotation, molecular function: protein binding; transmembrane receptor protein tyrosine kinase activity; ATP binding. Gene Ontology annotation, cellular component: plasma membrane; signaling receptor complex. NCBI's taxonomy places the organism in Eukaryota, Metazoa, Chordata, Actinopteri, Salmoniformes, Salmonidae. The coding region runs from base 216 to 3248 and encodes 1010 amino acids. The record is from RefSeq and is a predicted model, not a curated record.